AUUUUUUAUGACACAACCUUAAGUAUUGUAUCUUUCUGAUAUACUAAUCUUUUUAUGAGCGCUGUUUUUGAUUUUGCCGUUCAUCGCUCCUCCUCCACCUUGACCUUGCAGAAGAUUCAACAAAAUGUCAGAGUCGAUUCUUGUAGACGAAAUCUUCACCGUUUCUGAUGUGAACAGCGAGAAAUAUCAACGUGUCUCUCGCAUCACCGCAUCCUCUGCUCAAAAUGACUUGGAUUUGAUCCUCGAUAUCAAUACUCAGUUGUAUCCUUUGGAAAAGGGAGCAACUUUCAGUUUGCAAUUAACGAGUAAUCUGAAUAGUCCCGAUUUAAAAGAAGCUGCAGAUUACAUCAUGUAUGGCAAGGUUUAUCGUGUUGAGGAAGCCAAAGAUGACAAAAUCUCUGUUUAUAUCAGCUAUGGUGGCUUGUUAAUGAGUAUUGAGGGCUCUCACCGGAAAUUAUACCGUCUCUCUAAGGACAACGUUUACCUUCUUUUGAGAAAGUAGUUUCUGUUGAGUCUUUCUCUUCUGAAAAAAAAUGGAUCUAUAACUCAACUAUACCUCUACAUAUCCUACUGGAGUAUAACUUGUGCUUGUAGUGAAUUUAUUAGACAUGUUGUCUCUUCUUGGACCCUAAAUUGCAAGUUCGUCGAUUGUACACUUUGCUUGCCAUUCAGUUGAAGUACUCUCAAUAAAAAAAAGGAUUGAUUUUGCGUAAAUAAAGCUUACCAGAGCAGUAAGAAAGACCAUUUUAAUGCUCAAACAUAAACUCUCUCACUUGUCU
Schizosaccharomyces japonicus yFS275 is the source of this 779-nucleotide messenger RNA. RefSeq names its product DNA-directed RNA polymerase I. Gene Ontology annotation, biological process: transcription elongation by RNA polymerase I; nucleolar large rRNA transcription by RNA polymerase I; DNA-templated transcription. Lineage: Eukaryota; Fungi; Ascomycota; Schizosaccharomycetes; Schizosaccharomycetales; Schizosaccharomycetaceae. Gene Ontology annotation, molecular function: DNA-directed RNA polymerase activity. The transcript is spliced from 3 exons. The record is from RefSeq and is a predicted model, not a curated record. Gene Ontology annotation, cellular component: RNA polymerase II, core complex; nucleus; RNA polymerase I complex. The coding region runs from base 125 to 502 and encodes 125 amino acids.